Terrapene triunguis (Three-toed box turtle) is the source of this 1264-nucleotide messenger RNA. Its product is annotated as protein FAM72A-like. The coding region runs from base 119 to 568 and encodes 149 amino acids. The record is from RefSeq and is a predicted model, not a curated record. Gene Ontology annotation, cellular component: cytosol. NCBI's taxonomy places the organism in Eukaryota, Metazoa, Chordata, Testudines, Emydidae. The transcript has 4 exons.
GAAGGGGGGGCUAGGAGCAGCUAAAGGGGCCUGGUGGUCAGUUUGCCCUCAGAGAAGCAAGAAGCACCCUCAGCGCUCUCUGGGAAGAGGGGACAAACCAUUUCGGUCCAGAGCCAUCAUGUCCAUUAGUGGUUUCACCUUCAAGGACAGGUGUGUGUCCGUGCUCUGCUGCAGAUUCUGCCAGCAGGUGCUGAGCUCGCGGGGGAUGAAGGCCGUGCUGCUGGCCAACACAGAGAUGGACCUGUACUCCACCGACAUCCCACCCACCAGUACUGUUGACUUUAUUGGAAGCUGCUAUUUCACUGACAUCUGCAAAUGCAAACUGAAGAACAUUGCAUGUUUAAAGUGUGGCAAUGUUGUAGGUUACCAUGUGAUUGCUCCAUGCAAACCUUGCCUGCUGUCCUGUAACAAUGGCCAUUUCUGGAUGUUUCACAGCCAAGCAGUCUUUGGUAUAAACAGACUAGACUCCUCUGGUGUGAAUUUACUGCUUUGGGGCAAUUUACCAGAUUUGGAUGAAAGCACUGAUGAAGACCUGUCUGGCAUCUCUGAGGAGGAGUAUAUCAGAUAAAUAUUAUCAGCAGUGUAUUCCCUUGUUACCUUGUAUUGCAGCUUUCUUCCCACUGUCUUAAUGUACAAACUCAAGCAAUACAGUAAACAGGAAGGCUGGCAAACCGUUUUUCAGAAAGGGUAUAAUGUAACAUGCCUUAAGAAUCCCUCUCAGCUUUAAAAUGUGCCUAUCUGGAAAAUGAAUGGCAUACAGAUGGCCGCUACCUAUGGUUUUAGGGCUAUUUUGUUAUUAUAGUUCUAAAUCUUAACAGCUGCAGGUAAGGAAGACACAGGCUUUGACACUUCUACAAGUACCAGCUGCUGCCUGUUUUUCCUUCCUAAAUAACAGCUCGGUUGUGGAUCAAAAGUCUUGGUAUCACUGAAACAAAUUUAAUUUUUACGUUUAGGGUAGUGCUAUUGAGGAAUAGUUACUCUGGGUGAGCUGUGACAUUAUGAAGAGAAUUCUAUGGGCUCCAGUUAUGCCUCCUUCUGGACUCUGCCUUUUCUCUCUUCCCAUUCCACCCAUAGCCAAGAAGGUGGUAUAUGUACAGUCUCCUUUGAGGCCACAAUCAAUGCUGUCGAAAGAGUGGGCCAGCAGGGAUUGCUGAAACUGUACAGCCAUCUGUCUUCAUCCUGCUUUGGAGUUGUUUGCUUGUGAAUCCACUCGGGAGAUGAGCAUUGGGAUGCUCCUGAACCUUGGUCUCUCACCCGAGUUUUG